This is a messenger RNA of Prosopis cineraria, 2645 nucleotides long. RefSeq names its product glucan endo-1,3-beta-glucosidase 13. The transcript has 4 exons. Bases 434 to 1933 code for a protein of 499 amino acids. Gene Ontology annotation, biological process: carbohydrate metabolic process. NCBI's taxonomy places the organism in Eukaryota, Viridiplantae, Streptophyta, Magnoliopsida, Fabales, Fabaceae. The record is from RefSeq and is a predicted model, not a curated record. Gene Ontology annotation, cellular component: plasma membrane. Gene Ontology annotation, molecular function: hydrolase activity, hydrolyzing O-glycosyl compounds.
GCUCGUUACUCCUUUAAGCUCCUCAACCUUUUUGCUGGCCCUUUCCCUUUCCUGCUGCAGAUGGGCGCAUAAAAAUAGUGAGAAACAGGACAGACAUGCCAAAUUCCGGAAUCGAGAAGCGCCUCUAAACCAAAAUUCAUAAAUAAACCUGAGGUUCGAUGGCUUAUGCUGACACUCUGAAUUGCUGUUCCUCAAUACAAGGCCAUUGGUCGACUACAAAACAAAAGGUUAAUUAAUAGGCUAAGAGGAGGUCUCUGUUCUCGAACCACUUGUAGAGUAAAAAGACAGAAGGACAGUACCGUUGCUUUUCUGGCAUUGGAACGUUGGAGCUCUGCGGAGUCGAGCAAUAAUAAGUAGAAGAAAGAAGAAAGAAGUGAACUUGCGGCCCUUGUUGCCUUAGAGGCGAGAGAAGAGAAGAGAAGAGACGGAAAUAAUGGCGAGGGGGCUCAGACUCAUCUUUGCGGCUUUCCUUCUGCUAAUGCUUCUGGAUUGUUGCUCUGGGAGUUUUGUUGGGGUUUGCUAUGGAAGAAAUGCUGAUGAUCUCCCUACACCUGAUAAGGUGGCUCAGCUGGUUCAACUUCAUAAAAUUAAAUACAUCAGGAUCUAUGAUUCUAACAUACAGGUUCUCAAGGCCUUUGCUAACACUGGAGUUGAACUAAUGGUUGGGGUUUCGAAUUCAGAUUUACUUGCAUUCUCGCAGUUUCAAUCAAACGCAGACACUUGGCUGAAAAACAGUAUCCUUCCAUACUACCCAGCCACUAAGAUCACGUACAUAACUGUUGGAUUGGAAGUCACUGAAGCCCCCAACAAUGCCUCUGCAUUUGUAGUACCUGCCAUGAAAAAUGUCCUCAAUGCACUCAAGAAAGCUGGCCUGCAUAAAAGGAUUAAAGUUUCCAGUACCCAUUCCCUUGGGGUUUUGUCCCGAUCAUUCCCACCUUCUGCUGGGGCCUUUAAUAGCAGCCAUGCAUAUUUCUUGAAGCCAAUGCUGGAAUUUCUUGCUGAGAAUCAGUCGCCUUUUAUGAUUGAUAUAUAUCCUUAUUAUGCUUACAGAGAUUCCCCAAGAAAAGUAUCUUUGGAUUAUGCACUAUUUGAAUCAUCCUCCGAAGUAAUUGAUCCAAACACUGGUUUGCUAUACACAAACAUGUUUGAUGCUCAGGUUGAUGCUAUUUAUUUUGCACUGAUGGCUUUAAAUUUCAGAACAAUUAAGGUGAUGGUCACUGAAACAGGCUGGCCCUCCAAAGGUUCUCCUAAGGAGACUGCUGCUACUCCUGAUAAUGCUCAGACAUAUAAUACCAAUCUGAUAAGGCAUGUCAUCAAUAACACCGGUACUCCUGCGAAGCCUGGAGAGGAGCUAGAUGUCUACAUUUUCUCACUGUUCAAUGAAAACAGAAAACCUGGUUUGGAAUCUGAGAGGAAUUGGGGAUUAUAUUAUCCAGACCAGACAAGUGUGUAUAACCUAGAUUUCACUGGAAAAGGUGCUAUUGAUAUGACAACAGAGGCAAAUGUAACCCGAUCAAAUGGUACAACUUGGUGUAUUGCUUCAAGUAAGGCCUCACAAAUUGACUUGCAGAAUGCCAUAGAUUGGGCUUGUGGUCCUGGCAAUGUGGACUGUACUGCUAUCCAGCCAAGCCAGCCGUGUUUUGAGCCAGAUAAUCUAGUUUCCCAUGCCUCUUAUGCUUUUAAUAGCUAUUACCAGCAAAAUGGAGCUUCUGAUGUUGCUUGCAGUUUUGGCGGGACAGGUGUAAAAGUUGACAAAGAUCCAAGCUAUGACAACUGCAUUUACACAAGAGCUGGAAAUAACAAAACAAUGGCAAGUAACACAACAGCGAUAUCUUCAACUCCAUCAUCUUCAUGGAGAGAAAUAACCUCGUGGGGUUUCAGUUUUCUUCUUGCAACGAUUCUCUUCCUUGAAUUGAGUGGUGGGGGAGCCUGAAAAGCUUGAUAGUUGAAGGGGGCAGCAUGAUUUGCUUUGUUGAGCUGUGUGCUGCUUUGACUUCCAAGUGGGGGGAAGGUAAUGAUUUCAGAAACAUACAUUUUCUCUUGGAUGCUUGAGAAAAUUAUAAACUACUACUUGUUCUCUCUGCUGUUAUGGGAAAAAAGAUUUAACAGCUGUAGAGCAUUCUUGCUGCUAGUUUUUGUAUGCCAAGAGAUUGGUCGAAAGUGGCAAACAUGACUGACAUCUUUGGUAAUUUAAUUUUGUAUGCAAGGCUUUUGCUUUUUUUUUUUUUUUUUAAAAAAAAUAUUAGGGUGCCUCUUCAUGGCUACCAGAAUAUGUAAGCCAACUCCCAUUUUUUCUAGUUGAAACUUUAAUCUUAUGUUUAGAUAGAAAGAGAUGGAGCGAAAAGCAGGAAGGAAGAGAAGAAUAGGAGGUUAAAAAGGAGGUAAAGUUUAUACUGUUUGGAUGGCUUGAAGUAGUGAGAAAGGAAGGGAGUGUAGGAGUAAGAAAAUUAUACAGUUUGGACGGAUAGCAUGAGGUUAUAAGAAGGAAAGGAAGUAGAUGAGGAAAAAAUGUGGGACUCCCACGUUUUUUGCUUCAAAAUUUUCUUUCUAAAAAAAGGGGGAGAUCUUGAAGAGAAAAUAUGCUUUUCAAAAUUGUGUUGAAUGAAAAGGAAGAGAUGUAUGGGUGCAUCCAUAUUUUAGCUGCA